Messenger RNA from Xylaria bambusicola, 2498 nucleotides. Its product is annotated as squalene epoxidase. The transcript has a single exon. The record is from RefSeq and is a predicted model, not a curated record. Gene Ontology annotation, cellular component: endoplasmic reticulum; membrane. Gene Ontology annotation, biological process: ergosterol biosynthetic process. Bases 616 to 2172 code for a protein of 518 amino acids. Lineage: Eukaryota; Fungi; Ascomycota; Sordariomycetes; Xylariales; Xylariaceae. Gene Ontology annotation, molecular function: FAD binding; squalene monooxygenase activity.
GCCAUACCUACCUGGGUCUGCCUGGCUAGGCUGGGCGUAGGGGGCUAAACAGCCUAGCCGAUCCGCUGUCAGCUCCUUUGGCUCUUAUUCGUAUAGCGUCCGCUUUGAUUGGCGGAUGGCGCAGAAGAGCCGGGACUUGGCAUCAGAAUCGCCAGGUUAAAAUUCAGAAUGUUGGGUAGCGUCAAAGUCACCAACCGUUACAGUAUCGAUUCAGGGCCCUUUGGGACUGUUGUUAAGACUGUCUCUCUCAUCGGCGGCCCAUUGUCGAAGAUUAGCUGCUGCUCAUUGCCACGGUCAUGGUUCGACAUAUCGUUCCAUCAUGACCUGACGGACACCGAGAUAGAUCAUAACUAUUUCUUUCCCAUUGUCACGUCCCUUACCGCCUCUUCACUUCCUGUCUACACUUCCUGUCUACACUUCCUGUCUCCAGUUCCACCUUUAGCCUCUCUAUUCUUAAUAAUAAGCUUCGCUGUCACUGAGUGUUACCGUUGCGAGCUGUCCAACACUCUCUCCUCCCAUUGCUCCACCCAUCCUGCUAGUCACAUAGCCUCCUAGCCGCCUCCAUCGAAUUUAUACAUAUCCAAUCGAACGAUUCGUCGCGCAGAACCAUUCUUAAUGAGUCAAACAACGAGCACCUCGAUUUCGACCCUCCAAGAGGACCUCGCCACUCGACGGUCCACAUACCAUGAGGCCGAGGUCGUGGUAGUGGGCGCGGGCGUCUUUGGAUGCGCCGUUGCCAACGCCCUUGCAAACCAGGGACGCAGCGUCAUCCUCCUAGAGAGGUGGAUGAAGGAACCCAACCGCAUAGUUGGCGAAUUGUUACAGCCCGGUGGUUACAAGUCGCUGGAGAGGCUAGGUCUAGAACACUGCGUUGAGGAGAUCGAUGCGGUAACAAAUGUCGGUAUGGACGUGAUAUGGUACGGCAAGGAUAUGUGCAUGAAGUACCCGUAUCCCAACGAAGGGAAGCGCGCAGCCUUCCGGUUGUCGGAACUACCGGUGAACAACAAGGGCAGCGCAUCCAAAGCCACUAUCGGAAAGGCAAAGCAGGAGGAGGAAGACCCCCGUAGGCCCAAAGGCCGAAGUUUCCAUCACGGUCGCUUCAUAUCGCAAUUGCGGAAAACAUGCAUGAAGAACCCCAACAUCACCAUAUUUGAGACCGAAGCUAUAGCCACCGUUAAGGGCGACAGUUCAAACGAGAUUCUGGGGGUUCAAACACUGACCGUGAAUCCCAAGACGGGACAGAAAGAACCGGAUUGUUUCUUCGGCCAAUUGACUAUCAUCGCCGACGGCUACGCCUCCAGAUUUCGUAAAGAGUAUAUCGGCCGCGCACCGAUAGUUCGCAGCAAGUUCUACGCGCUCGAGCUAAUUGAUUGCGUGCUCCCACACUCCGGCUACGGACACGUUGUCAUUGGCGGGAAGACCUUAUGCCUGUUAUACCAAAUCGGGACCCAUGAGACCCGUGCACUCGUCAAUGUGCCCGAAAAAUUGCCAGAGGCAGCGCCAGCAGCAGGUGGUGUACGCGGCUAUUUGAAGAACGUCGUGCUUCCACAACUCCCUGAAUGUAUCCAGCCUUCAUUCCGCGCAGCGCUCGAAAAGGAUGACAAGAUCCCCACCAGUAUGCCAAACAGCUGGCUGCCGCCCACGAAGCAGGGCACACACCCAGGUCUAGUGCUCCUGGGCGAUGCGAUGAACAUGCGGCAUCCGCUAACGGGCGGCGGCAUGACGGUGGCGCUCAAUGACGCCAUAAUCCUUUCAGAGGAACUCUCGCCGGAAAAGGUGCCUGACCUAGGUAACUAUGUCGCCGUGCGCCAGGCGAUGGCGGCGCUGCACUCACGCCGUAAACACCUGACCUCUAUCAUAAAUGUGCUCGCCCAGGCGCUAUACAGCCUCUUCGCGGCUGAAGACAAGAACCUCGCCAAGCUACAGCGCGGGUGCUUCGCAUAUUUCGAGAUGGGGUGGUCCGCAGAUCCUAUGGGCUUCCUUGGCGGUCUCAUUCAGCGACCCCUAUUGCUCGGGUACCACUUCUUCUCCGUGGCCUUCGUAGCCAUCUGGCUCGACUGGAAGGAUACGGGGCUCUGGAAGGUGCCCUUAUUGCUGUGGAACGCCAUCAGCAUUCUCUGGACCGCCAGCGUCGUCUUCCUCCCCGUUAUGAUGCAAGAAUUGCUCUGGUAGACAAAUAUUACAGCGAACAAAAUAGGGAGACAAUGAGCAGGCGGUAGAUGACCCAUACUGGGUCAUUCACAAUGUACACUAUUAGGUAAUACGUAAUAAUUCAUGCUCCAGCUGAAAGACGAGUCUUGACUUGGUCAAGCUAGCAGAUCAUAUCCCCCUGCCCUAGGGAGAGGGUGGUAUCAAAUGAAUGAGAUAGGGAUGGGAUGAGCCGAAGAAGACAUAAUGAGUUAUGUAGACCUUUAUAUACGCUUCAAAUGAUAAUAACAAUGUUUACGCAGUCUCGUCAAUUAUUUUCGCUCGAGGUCAUGUCUAACCACGACUGCGUU